This is a messenger RNA of Stegastes partitus (bicolor damselfish), 1342 nucleotides long. RefSeq names its product ADP-ribosylation factor-like 4D (gene arl4d). Gene Ontology annotation, molecular function: GTP binding; GTPase activity. NCBI's taxonomy places the organism in Eukaryota, Metazoa, Chordata, Actinopteri, Pomacentridae. The record is from RefSeq and is a predicted model, not a curated record. The coding region runs from base 187 to 792 and encodes 201 amino acids. The transcript has 2 exons.
CUCAGAGACCCGCAGAGAGGAGACGAGCCGCGGCUCCGCUCCGCGAUGGCUGCGCUCGGUUCCGCUGGAUCCUGAUUCCCGUCCAGAAGGUUGAACUCCGUCUGCCUGCCGCCAAAUGCCGAUCUGCUGAGAACAGGAUUAAACCAGGAACCCUCCUAAAGUAGGUGUGAGCUGCCGGCUGGCAUCAUGGGGAACCAGCUGACGGAGAUCGCCCCCAACACGCCGUUCCUGCCCAACUUCCAGGCGCUGCACGUGGUGGUGAUCGGCCUGGACUCGGCCGGGAAGACCUCCCUGCUCUACCGGCUCAAGCUCAAGGAGUUUGUGAAGACCAUCCCCACCAAAGGCUUCAACACGGAGAAGAUCAAGGUGGCCGUCGGGGCGUCCCGCGCCAUCAACUUCCAGGUGUGGGACGUCGGCGGCCAGGAGAAGCUGCGGCCGCUCUGGAAGUCGUACACCCGGCGCACGGACGGCAUGGUGUUCGUGGUGGACUCCACCGAGCUGGAGCGCAUGGAGGAGGCCAAGGUGGAGCUGCACAAGAUCACCAGGACGUCGGAGAACCAGGGCGUGCCGGUGCUGAUCCUGGCCAACAAGCAGGACCUGGACUCGGCGCUGUCGGUGGCCGAGGUGGAGAAGCUGCUGUCGGUGCACGAACUGAGCAUGUUCACGCUGUUCCACGUGCAGAGCUGCAGCGCCGUGGACGGCCAGGGGCUGCAGCCGGGCCUGGAGAAGCUCUACGAGAUGAUCCUCAAGAGGAAGAAGAUGGUGAAGCACAACCGCAGCAGGAAGAGAUGAACUUCCUGCCACCAGCUCAGUGGUGCUUUUUAAACGGGGGCGGCGACUCGUGCCAACAGAACCACAUUUGGACUCGGCCUCGGGCUCGGCAGAUCUGACGCAGCGUGGACGCUUUUUGUCGUGCAGCUGAUCUUUCCAGACUGUCAGGGACCCGUGAUAGCAGCCGUAGUCUCCACCCGACGCUUUUCUACACAGAAGAUUUGCCUGCUAACGUACGAGCACAGUUUGAUCCAGGCGGAGACGGUUCCUCGUGUUCCUUCACUGGUUCUGCUCCACGACGUUCCACCAACGUAUUUAUUCAGCGUUUAUGUGUUUGUUCUGGACUGAGCAGCUUUUUUGUUUUUUGUUUUUUUUAUGAGAAACGGAGGCGGUGACGGAGCACCAGUGAUGUUUAGUCUGAUCCUAAGUGCACUCCCUUCAUAGACACAGAUGUUAACGCUCACCUAGUUUAAUAUGAUGAUAGUAAUAAUAAUAAUAAUAAUAGUGUUUAUACAGAUUGUACUUUUUCUUUUUUUGCAAACUGAAGACUUAAUAAAUCGACUGCACUGUA